AUAAACCCUCCUCGUACGAACGGGGAUAUCAACUCUCUAGCAAUAUAUGAAGGCUCGCCGAGUGUGCACUUGCAAUAUUCCAUUCUUUGUGCUUCAGAAGAUUCACAGACACGCUAAGGUUGAGAAUUGUGGUGAACCCUACAUCAUACUGACGACCACAUUUUGAUCAAUACCAACAUCUUCGACGCCCAACAACAUAUUCUACGUCGCGAGCAAGCCGAGAGACGAGAACAAGCAAGAUGCCCGAUCAGAAGAAAUACUCAAACAAGCUCCAUGGCUCGCGAGUCCUCAUCAUCGGCGGAUCCUCCGGCAUUGGCUUCUGUAUCGCUGAAGUGUGUCUUGAGUAUGGUGCUCUCGUCUCGAUAGCCUCGUCCAACUCCUCCAAGAUCGAGGCCGCCGUUUCCAAAUUGCAAUCGACGUACCCGUCCGCCAAGUCCAACAUCCAUGGCCAGACAGUCGAUCUCUCCAAGUCCGAUACACUGGAGUCGGAACUGAAGACUCUCUUCGAACAAACCGUAAAGGUUAUGGGCGGCGAAAAGCUGGAUCAUGUCAUCUUCACCGCUGGCGACGCGCUUGCUACCAUGAAACUGGCGGACAUAACCAUGGAGAGCAUCCUCAAAGCUGGCCAAAUCCGAUUCUUUGCCCCUCUACUGGCUGCGAAGUUCGUCCCUGAACACGUUAAGAACUCCCACAAGAGCAGCUACACGAUUACCACUGGCAGCAUCAGCGAGCGACCCAUGCCAGAUUGGAGCGUCAUUGGUUCGUUUGCGGGCGGUCACCACUCCAUGGUUAGGAACCUGGCGCUAGACAUGAAGCCGAUCAGGGUCAACGGUGUCAGUCCUGGUGUGGUCGACACAGAGCUUUGGAGCAUGUCCAAGGAGCAGAGGGACCAGUUGAUGGAGCAGAUAAGCAAGAAAGUGGCGACGGGGACACCAGGAAAGCCGGAGUGGGUGGCUGAGAGCUUCUUGAGCUGUAUGAGGGAUUACAACAUGGACGGCGCGAUGGUCAGGACAGACGGCGGCGGUCUCUUCAUGUAG
Molecule: messenger RNA, 1037 nt
Organism: Macroventuria anomochaeta
Lineage: Eukaryota; Fungi; Ascomycota; Dothideomycetes; Pleosporales; Didymellaceae
Product: NAD(P)-binding protein
Exons: 1
Coding region: 240-1037 (265 amino acids)
Molecular function (GO): oxidoreductase activity
Source: RefSeq, a predicted model, not a curated record